Peromyscus leucopus (white-footed mouse) is the source of this 2011-nucleotide messenger RNA. It is a transcript of the gene Lgmn, whose product is annotated as legumain. Gene Ontology annotation, molecular function: cysteine-type endopeptidase activity. NCBI's taxonomy places the organism in Eukaryota, Metazoa, Chordata, Mammalia, Rodentia, Cricetidae. Gene Ontology annotation, biological process: vacuolar protein processing. The coding region runs from base 230 to 1537 and encodes 435 amino acids. The record is from RefSeq and is a predicted model, not a curated record. The transcript has 15 exons.
GCCCAGCUCAAUCACAGCGGGGUGGACUCUGGAGGUGGUUGGUCUGAGGCUGCGCGACUCUCGGAGUUCCCACGGUCCUGCUGUCCGAGAGACAGUCACCCACCCGCCCAGGUAAUCGCGGGCCCCCCAGGAGGACCCACGCCACACGAGAGGAAAGCAUUGCUGACUGGAUCUUGGAAAGCUUCCGGGCAGCUGAACUGAAGCUAAAUAACUGACACUGUGGUGCAGAAUGAUCUGGAAAGCGGCUGUGCUUCUCAGCCUGGUGCUGGGUGCUGGUGCUCUCCCGGUUGGUGUGGAUGAUCCUGAGGAUGGCGGCAAGCACUGGGUGGUGAUUGUGGCGGGCUCCAAUGGCUGGUAUAAUUACCGGCACCAGGCAGACGCAUGCCAUGCCUACCAGAUCAUUCACCGGAAUGGGAUUCCUGAUGAGCAGAUCAUAGUGAUGAUGUAUGACGACAUUGCCAACUCUGAAGACAACCCUACUCCAGGCAUUGUGAUCAACCGGCCCAAUGGCGCAGAUGUGUAUAAAGGAGUCCUGAAGGAUUACACUGGAGAGGAUGUGACUCCGGAGAACUUCCUGGCCGUGCUGAGAGGCGAUGCAGAGGCUGUGAAGGGCAAAGGCUCUGGAAAAGUCCUGAGGAGUGGUCCCCGGGAUCAUGUGUUUGUUUACUUCACUGAUCACGGAGCAACUGGACUCCUGGUGUUCCCUAGUGCGGAUCUUCAUGUCAAGGACCUGAACAAGACUAUUCGCUAUAUGUAUGAACACAAAAUGUACCAGAAGAUGGUGUUCUACAUUGAAGCAUGCGAGUCUGGCUCCAUGAUGAACCACCUCCCCGAUGACAUCAAUGUUUACGCAACUACUGCCGCCAACCCCAAGGAGUCAUCUUAUGCCUGCUACUAUGAUGAGGAGAGAAGCACAUACCUGGGUGACUGGUACAGUGUCAACUGGAUGGAAGACUCCGACGUGGAGGAUCUGACCAAAGAGACACUCCACAAGCAGUAUCACCUGGUGAAGUCCCACACCAACACCAGCCACGUCAUGCAGUAUGGGAACAAAUCGAUCUCUGCCAUGAAAGUGAUGCAGUUUCAGGGUAUGAAGCACCAAGCGAGUUCCCCUAUCUCUCUGCCUCCGGUCACACGCCUUGACCUCACCCCCAGCCCAGAGGUGCCCCUGGCCAUCCUGAAAAGGAAGCUGAUGAGCACCAAUGACCUGCAGCAGUCCCACAAACUCAUGGGACAGAUCCAGCAGCUUAUGGAUGCCAGGCACGUCAUUGAGAAGUCUGUGUACAAGAUUGUCUCCCUGCUGGCAGGGUUUGGGCUCUCUGCUGAGAGCCUCCUGUCGGAGAGAGCCAUGCUCACAGCACAUGAUUGCUACCAGGAAGCUGUGACCCACUUCCGUACACACUGCUUCAACUGGCACUCCCCCACGUACGAGUAUGCCCUGAGGCAUUUGUAUGUGCUGGCCAACCUCUGUGAAAAGCCAUAUCCAAUUGACAGGAUAAAGAUGGCCAUGGACAAGGUGUGUCUUAGUCACUACUGAACAGCUGCCUCCCCAGCGCUGCGUGAGGAGUGAACACAGUCCAUUGGAAUGUGUCCCAACCGGAGACUGGAAGGGUGGAGCCCGAGGCGGUACCUAAGCCCAGCUCCCCGGGAAUGCUGUCAGCCCCUCCCAGGAAUUGCUUUCUGAUGAUACUGACCCACUAAGAAGCCAGUUCCGGUGGGAAAGCUCCCUGGAGAAAGGAACUUUUGCUUCUUAGGAGUUUUGUUUUUUGUUUUCUUGUCCAUUAGCUUUCAAGAGAAAAUUCACUGUGGCUUCUGUAGCCAUUGAAGGAAUCUUCUGAGAAAUUGGAAACUGAAACCUCUCCAUCUCCACAGUGAUUUUCCUGAAGAGGGCUGUAAGCCUCGAAGGGAGAAUUAUUUUUAGAAAAAUAUGAUUUUUGAUUGCUUUUGUAUUUUAUUCUGUGAUAAUGGAUGUAUUAAAAAAUAAUUGGUAAAGUGAGACGUUUGUUUCUGG